UCCCUCCCAUUAUCUCUGCAGAGAAUAAAGCAGAAUCAGAAGGUAAAGGAAAAACAGCCAAGGCUAAAAAGGAGCCAGCUUCAAUGUUUCAGAUAAAUGGAGACAAACCAGAUUUUAUUGCAAAAAUGAAAGCUGCAGCCACCAAGUCCGACAGCGAGGAGAGUGAACCAGAAACUAAACCCAGCAAGAGCAAAAAGAAAUCCACCACCUCCACCUCCAUGUUUAACGCCGAAGGAGACAAAGACAAGAAAAAAGACAAGAGCAGCAAAGACAAGGAGAAGCAAAACAAGAAGAAGAAUACUGCUAAAUCUGAUGAAAGUGAUGAUGAGGAUGCAGAAGUGUCCAAAAAGAAGAAAGGCAAAGGAAAGAAAAGUAAAAAGGAGGAGAGACCUCCAUCUCCCGAGAUUGAGUUUGAUGAUCUUGAGGAGUUUGUUCUUCAACCUGCACCUCAGGGAACCACCAUUAAGUGUAAAGUGACGCGAGACAAGCGUGGGAUGGACAGAGGCUUCUACCCCACUUAUUACCUCCAUUUAGACAAUGACAAGAAGGUUUUCCUAUUGGCUGGUCGAAAAAGAAAAAAGAGUGCGACAUCGAAUUAUUUGAUUUCCAUAGAUGCCACUGAUCUAUCACGGGGUGGAGAUAACUUUAUCGGAAAGUUGAGAUCCAAUCUCAUGGGUACAAAAUUCACAGUGUUUGACAAUGGCCUCAACCCUGAUCGUGCCCUCAGAGACAUGUCUAACGCCCGGCAGGAGCUGGUGGCUAUCAUUUAUGAGACAAAUGUGUUGGGGUUUAAAGGGCCCAGAAAAAUGUCAGUGGUCAUCCCGGGCAUGGAUGAUGAAAAUGAGCGAGUGCCGAUACGUCCACGUACUGAGAACGACAGUAUACUUGUGCGCUACCAAAACAGACAGAUGGACAACCUGAUAGAACUCCACAACAAAACACCAGUUUGGAAUGACGACACGGCUUCAUAUGUGCUCAACUUCUCCGGUCGAGUCACGCAGGCCUCAGUCAAGAACUUCCAGAUUGUUCACAGCAAAGACAACAGCUACAUCGUGAUGCAGUUCGGGAGAGUGGCAGAUGACAUGUUCACUCUGGACUAUAAUUACCCCAUGUGUGCGGUGCAGGCGUUUGCUAUUGCUCUGUCCAGCUUUGAUGGCAAAUUGGCCUGUGAAUGAACACAAGAUACAAUAUUUACGAACUGGAGUUUCUAUGUAACAAGGAAAUUUUGAUGAUGUGGGACAUUUUUGGGGAGGUUCACUGUGCCUGAAUGUGAUGAACAUAGGCAUUGCACAUGCACACAUGUGCUGCAUAGAUGUGGUAAACGCAGGUUACAUAAAAUGAAUGUUUGACUUUAUCUUGGGUUGUAUUGAGAUUUAUGUGUUCAGGUUUUCUUUUUUUUACAUCAAAAGUAAAUGAUUAGUGCGCAAUAUGUUUCGAUUGUCAAACAUAUGACAAUGUUCUGUGGUGUGAAAUAUAUGAUAACAUACAUGAGUGUGCAUUUAAGUUAUUUAAAAAAAUGCAAAUGCCUUUCUGUAUAUUCUUCUGGUUUGUUAUGAUGUUUUUUUGACCACGCAUUUUAAAAAAAAAAUCAAGGAAAUUUUUUUUUUUUCGGUCACACUUU
Danio rerio (zebrafish) is the source of this 1621-nucleotide messenger RNA. NCBI's taxonomy places the organism in Eukaryota, Metazoa, Chordata, Actinopteri, Cypriniformes, Danionidae. The record is from RefSeq and is a predicted model, not a curated record.